CCGCCCGCCAUGGACGCCGACCUCGUGCAGCGCUGCCUCGAGCCGGCGGCCGCGACCUCCUCCUCCACCACCCCUCCUCCCCUCCCUCCCCCACCUCCGCCUCCGCCUCCGCCGCCGCCGCCUCCUCCAUCCUCCAGUCCCUCCCCCUCCACGUGUCCUUCGACCGCGGCUUCUACCUCCUCGUCAAGGCGAUCCAGGAGCUGCGUGAGCGCAAGGACGGCCUCGUCGUCACCGUCGGCAUCGGCGGGCCAACCGGCUCCGGCAAGACCAGCCUGGCGGAGAAGGUGGCGUCGGUGCUGGGGUGCGUCGUGAUCGUCUCCAUGGAGGACUACCGCACGGUGGCCGGGGCCGACGACGGCAGCGACGUUGACGCCAUCGACUUCGACGCCCUCGCUCGUAACCUCCAGGAUCUUGUAAAGGGUAAAGAUACAUUGAUGCCAUUGGUUGAUUUUCAAGAGAAGAAACGUACAGGAUGGAGGCAACUGAAGAUUUCGCCAUCUGGAGUGGUGAUUGUUGAUGGUGCUUAUGCUCUUCAUUCAACACUGAGGUCACUGCUUGAUAUUCGUGUUGCUGUGAUUAGAAUCGACAACAGCUUUGUCUGCUCAUUCCGAGAACCAUACUACAAGCUUAAAUGCAAAAACGAGUUACCAGAUGGACAUAAUUUGUAUUUUUUUAAUCAAAAUGAAGGAGAAACUGAGAACUUUAUUGAGAUGUACCUUAGGCCACCUUUUGCUUCCGAGGAAAUAAAAAUUGAUGAUUGGAUUAAAGUUAGGCAAUGUGGAAUAAGAUAUUACUUGUCUCUUGGGGAUCAGAGGAUUGUGGACAAAUACUUUAUUAUCCGUCCAAAAGCUGAGUUUGAGGUUGGACGUACAACUCUGGGAGGAUUGUUGGCCUUAGGAUAUAGUGUUGUUGUUAGCUUCAAACGUACAUGCACAUCUGUCAGCAGAGAUCAGUUAUUAAUUGCAGCAGAGACUAUUGACACCCUAAAUGAAACAUUUCUGGUGCUAAAAGGUCCAAGUAGGAAGAUUGUUGCAGCAGAAGCUAGAAAGCUCGGUAUAAAGGGGCCAUGGAUUACGAAGUCAUACCUUGAAAUGAUCCUAGAGAGCAAAGGGGUCCCACGACUUAAUACGCCACCACCAAUCUCAAGGAAAUUACUGACUGAAAGUCAAGAAAAAAAAAUUGUUGCACCAAAGCCAAUUCGUGUUUCGACCGAAAAUGUUGCAAAUUUUGAUGACUUUGCACAACCAUGGACGAGGUCUCCACCCAAAAAGUUUGACCAGGAGCCUGUUAUGGGAAAAUGGCAGUUCAAUCAAGAUUCUUCUUCAGGAAGUAACAUCCAGUUAGCUCCACUGCCAGACUCCUAUGACUUAGAUAGGGGUCUUCUCCUAUCAGUUCAAGCAAUUCAGGCAUUGUUGGAGAACAAAGGAUUUCCUGUCAUUGUUGGGAUUGGUGGCCCUAGUGGAUCAGGCAAGACAAGUUUAGCUCAGAAGAUGGCCAAUAUAAUUGGUUGUGAAGUUAUAAGCUUGGAGAGUUAUUAUAAGCCUGAACAAGUUAGGGAUUAUAAAUAUGAUGAGUAUAGCUCAUUGGAUAUAGGUUUGCUUACUAAGAACAUUAUGGAGAUCAGAAAGAAUCACAAAGCAGAAGUUCCUUGCUUUGACUUUGAGAAGUGCAAAAGAAAGAAAUUCGAGGAGCUUCAAGUCUCUGAGGAAUGUGGAGUGGUAAUCUUCGAAGGUGUCUAUGCUUUGCAUCCUGCUAUAAGGAAAUCACUGGAUUUAUGGAUUGCAGUUGUUGGUGGAGUACAUUCUCAUCUUAUUGCAAGAAUACAGAGAGACAAGAAUCGUGCAGGCUUUUCUAUUUCUCAGAGUGAAAUUAUGACUACCGUGUUUCCGCUAUUUCAGCAAUACAUAGAACCACAUCUUAUCGAUGCUCAUCUUAAGAUUCAAAAUGACUUUGACCCUGUGCUCUCUCCUGAAAGCUCACUUUUCGUACUAAAAAGUAAAAAACAGGUAUCUUAUCAAGACAUAUUGAAAGUACUCGAUGCUAGUAAAGCCUGCAGCUGUGUCCAGAAUUUUACUGAUGUGUAUCUAAGACUUCCUGGCAUACCGUUGAGUGGACAGCUGACAGAAGGCGAGUGUAUUAGGGUCCGAAUAUGUGAAGGAAGAUUUGCACUGUUAAUACGAGAGCCUAUAAGGGAAGGAAAUUUUAUUAUCCAGCCAAAGGUUGAUUUUGACAUUAGUGCCAGCACUGUCGCAGGACUUCUUAAGCUUGGUUACCGAGCUGUGGCAUAUAUUGAAGCUUCUGCAACGAUUUACCAAGAUGGAAAGAUUCUUAUAGAGGUUGAUAGUCUACAAGGUGAGACAAAUCCGUAUCUUCAGAUUAAAGGAACGAACAAGGAAAUAGUUUCCUCUGCUGCAUCUGCACUCAGCUUAGAUGAUUCAUACACGACAAAGAGCUAUCUUCAAAUUAUUCUGGAGAGUUUGCCAGCGGAUGAAAAUGUUCAUACUGGUAUUCAUAACCAACAAGCUGCUAGGCUACAAGAACUUGUUGAGUUUAUCCAGUCACAAGGAGGUAGCUUCAAUUCAGAUUUAUCUUCACCUACAAGAGAAGUUUCUUCUACAGAUAGUGUGCUUGAUGAUGUGCAAUCUAGGUUAAGGAGGCUUGAGAGAUGGAAUACAAUUAAUAUGGUUUUAUGGACUAUAUUACUGUCUGCUCUUGUUGGAUACUCACUCUUCCAGAAAAAGACGACGCUAAGGCGCUGACAAUUCAUACAUUUGACCCCAACUUGACCUCACUAGUGCUGCUUUCAGCACUAAUCCUAAUAAGGACUUUUCGCUCUUUGAUGCGAUGUGAUGAGAAGAAUCCUCUUGAGUUAGCAGGUGGACUGACUUGUUCAAUCAUGCAUACUACAGGUAACCGCAGUUUUAGUUGCAAGUUACUAACGAAAAAGAAAAGAUGUAUAUGAUACAGUUGAAUGUUUGCUACAAAGUCUAUUCUUGGGAGGGUACCGGUUUCUACUGAGCUUUGAUUUGUUGAGUCCCAUGCCACAGUUUUCAGAAUGGACUUGUAUCGAUACGAGUACCACAUGGUUAAUUGGCGAUGGAAAAACAGAUGGGAUAUGUUGCGUCCGUAGGAACCAGGAUCCUCUAA
Messenger RNA from Oryza sativa Japonica Group (Japanese rice), 3147 nucleotides. RefSeq lists its product as uncharacterized. The record is from RefSeq and is a predicted model, not a curated record. Gene Ontology annotation, molecular function: ATP hydrolysis activity; kinase activity; ATP binding. Gene Ontology annotation, cellular component: cytoplasm. Lineage: Eukaryota; Viridiplantae; Streptophyta; Magnoliopsida; Poales; Poaceae.